AUGAAAACAAUAUGGCUUCUUCUUGCCAGUAUCGUUCAUGUAUUCGCCCAUGAUGAACUUUAUAUUCUUAUCGAUGAAGUUAGUUUAUACAACUGUCGAGGAGGUAAGCUGUCCAGUAAUCUCCAAAAAUCUUAUCUUGGAUUUUCAGUAAAAAACGAGAUCACAAUCAACGAAGAAGACGUUCAGAUUGUGAAUGAGCGGGGGAACCGAGUCUACUACAUACGGGCUCCUGGAAAUUAUUCCUUAGAUUUCAAAAAGAUAAAAGUGAAACAAAACUUUGGAUUCCUAGCCGGAGAAAUCGGAAUAACUCUUCAAGUUCCUGUUUUGGAAGGUCCUGCUGGUAUCCGAUUCGAUCUACCGUACACAAUGAUUCCGGAAACUACGCUUCUUAGUCAGAAAUGCGAUGAAUUUAGUGGAGUGAUCGAGAGAAACGGAAGGACGUACUGUAGAUAUUGUGAUCUUUGUCAAGUCUCACAAGCAGUGGAAAACGAAUUAGCCGCUGGCAGACAUCAGUUUUUGUCUCGAUCUGAAAACGACACUCCUGUAUCGAAAUGCUAUAAUAUCGAAGCCAAUGAAUACGAUUUCCGUAGAACAAUCCAACUUCCUAGUCGUUCCCAUCUAGAGGGUCUUAUCAGAAGCAAAGCUCAAGGAAUCGAUGAUGAGAUCAAAAAACGAUUGAAUAAAGGACGCGGUCGUUUCCAAGUCUUUCUGAAUCUCAUCACAUCCGAUAAGCCAGCGAUUUCGAGGAACCGAUGGAUGGCUGGAUCCAAAGAUUGUGACUGCUGUUUCAAUCGAAAUGCUCCCCACUGUGACUCCUUAUCCUAUUUGUACUGUAACAUGGAAGAUUGCAAAACAGGAUGGGCUUUACAGUGCCUUCACAACUCUGCUAAAGUCGCGGCUUGUUACACUGUGGAGUUUAACUAUAGAAUGACCACAUCCUACGCAGAUGUUCUUGAAUUCCUUCGAGAGAACAAUUAUCCAAAUCAAGACAGUUACUUUACUCAACCAAAUCAGCCAGCUGUUCCAACAACCCGUCGCCCAGUAAAACCGUCUUUGGAAGUUCGUCAAGCGAACCAGCUCCAGAUGACACAAGCAUGCGUGGAAUCGAUGCCAGCCAGAAUGACACAUCUCAGAAGGUACUGUACCAUUUUCUGGAACGAAAAACUGUGUUGCGAGCAUUGUCCGGAUAUUUGCUAG
Messenger RNA from Caenorhabditis briggsae, 1197 nucleotides. The transcript is spliced from 5 exons. NCBI's taxonomy places the organism in Eukaryota, Metazoa, Nematoda, Chromadorea, Rhabditida, Rhabditidae. The record is from RefSeq and is a predicted model, not a curated record. The coding region runs from base 1 to 1197 and encodes 398 amino acids.